Messenger RNA from Lucilia sericata (common green bottle fly), 986 nucleotides. RefSeq lists its product as uncharacterized. NCBI's taxonomy places the organism in Eukaryota, Metazoa, Arthropoda, Insecta, Diptera, Calliphoridae. Bases 199 to 852 code for a protein of 217 amino acids. The transcript is spliced from 3 exons. The record is from RefSeq and is a predicted model, not a curated record.
ACAGGAAUGACUAUUUAAAUUUUAAAACGUUUGAAACGUACCACAAAAAAACUCGGAGCAAACUUUUGCAUUAUAUUUUCUACAUUCUUUUAAGCAAUUAUUUUAUGCAAAUUCAGUUAAUUGUUAUUAAGUUUCAAUUAUUUUCUUCAGUGUCAACUUAUUGUUUUAAAAUUUUAACUGUGCUUUUAGUAGAAAACUAUGGAUACCAAAGCAUUUUGGAUAGAAUUUCUGGAGAUAUACCACUCACAUCCAGCAUUAUGGCGUUUUAAAAGUAAAGAAUACAAAAAUAAAACAUUGAAAGAAGAGGCGUAUAUAAUUCUAAUUGAGAAAAUGAAAGAGCUUUAUCCCGAGGCGAAUAAGGAUAUGGUGUUAAAGAAAAUAAAUACAUUUCGAUCUUCAUACCGUCGGGAAAAGCGGAAGGUGCAAAACAGCAUGAGGAAUGGAUCGUCUAAAGACAAUAUUUACAAGCCGAAAUGGUUUUUCUUCGAUAAAUUAAAAUUCUUGGACGAACAAUAUGGUGCUAAAGUUAUUACACCGUCCAUGCAUGACGUGGAAAGAGAAGAUGAGGGUUCAUUAGUAGAGCAACUAAUUGCAUUAGCGGAAGGAUUUUUGGCUAAAAAAGAAAACUCUUAUGAGGACGAUGCAGCUGUGGAGGAAUUGUUGAUAAUUAUUUUUAUUUAUUUUUUAUUGAAAGAGAAAGAUGAGGGUUCAUUAGUAGAGCAACUAAUUGCAUUAGCGGAAGGAUUUUUGGAUAAAGAAGAAAACUCUUAUGAGGACGAUGCAGCUGUGGAGGAAUUGUUGAUAACUAUUUUUAUUUAUUUUUUAUUGAAAGACAAAGUAAGCAGAUUUUAGAAAUCGGUGUUUAGGUAGAAAAUUCCAAAGUGCUUUAUUUUUCAUAAAAUCUUAUGUAUGUAGGAUGUACGUAUUCUUAGUUGAUUUCUUUUAAAAUAGUUUUAAUAAUUUUUAUAUUUUUGUUAAAUUUUAUU